Messenger RNA from Chaetomium strumarium, 1332 nucleotides. RefSeq names its product mitochondrial carrier domain-containing protein. The coding region runs from base 415 to 1332 and encodes 305 amino acids. The record is from RefSeq and is a predicted model, not a curated record. Gene Ontology annotation, molecular function: S-adenosyl-L-methionine transmembrane transporter activity. The transcript is spliced from 2 exons. Lineage: Eukaryota; Fungi; Ascomycota; Sordariomycetes; Sordariales; Chaetomiaceae. Gene Ontology annotation, cellular component: mitochondrial inner membrane.
AGUGUUUCCUUCCUCAAUUGGAUGCAUGCAUGAAGCGAAGUGGUCCAAGCUCCUACGGUAGGUUGUAGCUUAGACCCUGGCCCAUGACCUCACAAGGCCGUUUGCCUGUCGGUACCGGAGACAAAAUCUCGGGCAAAACACCAACAUUGGACUCAUCGACUCAUCGUGGCUGCUGUCCGGACCCACGAUGAACACCACGACCCAAUGAUCGCAUCCGCCAGCACGGCCGAACAGAACCUUCCCAUCCCAUCCCAUCCUUCAUCAACUAGGCCUAGUUUAGCACCAUCCCCUCCGACGAAACCCAUUUAGCGUAUUGUGCAUCACCAACCCCCGAGCUGCGCGAACCUGUUGGCUAUACGCCACCACUCCCGACUCCAAAGCAUCCUAAUUUAAAAAACAAAAAUCAAGACCACCAUGUCAACAACCCCCCCAAAACCAUCCACCUCCCCACCCCCGCCACCGUUCCAAACCGCCCUCCUAGCCGGCGCCUUGGCAGGUACAACAGUCGACCUCUCGCUUUUCCCGCUCGACACGCUCAAGACCCGCCUACAAUCCUCAGCCGGCUUCUUCGCGUCGGGCGGCUUCCGGGGCAUCUACCGCGGGGUCGGAUCCGCCGUGGUCGGGUCGGCCCCGGGCGCGGCCUUCUUCUUCUGCACGUACGAAGCAAGCAAAUCCUUUUUUCUCUCUACCUUCUCCUCCUCCUCGUCCUCCUCCUCCGUCGUCAUCAAUAGUCAUGCGGGACCGGUGGAGCACAUGCUCGCCGCGUCCGCGGGGGAGAUCGCGGCGUGCGCGGUGCGGGUGCCGACCGAGGUGGUCAAGCAGCGGGCGCAGGCGGGCCAGCACGGGGGCAGCUCGGCGUCGGCGCUGCGGCACAUCCUGGGCCUGCGGCGCAGUGCGGGGCUCGUCGGGAUGUGGCGGGAGCUGUACCGCGGGUGGGGGGUCACCGUCAUGCGGGAGGUGCCCUUCACGAUCCUGCAGUUCCCGCUGUGGGAGGCGCUCAAGGCGUGGGGGCGCGAGAGGAAGGUCCGGACGGGGAGGGGCCUGUUUGGCGAUGUCAGCGCGGCCGAGUCGGCGCUAUACGGGAGCAUAGCGGGCGGGGUGGCGGCGGGUGUGACCACGCCGUUGGAUGUGCUCAAGACGCGGAUCAUGCUGAGCACGCGCCGCGAGAGCAUGGUGGAAAUCGUGAGGACGAUCCUGAAGGAGAAUGGUAUCAGGCCGUUCUUCGCCGGCAUCGGGCCGCGCGUGAUGUGGAUCAGUGCCGGCGGCGCCAUCUUCCUGGGGAGUUACCAGUGGGCGGUGAAUUCCCUGGAGAAAAGGGGGCCAGUAUCAUGA